Planococcus citri (citrus mealybug) is the source of this 1820-nucleotide messenger RNA. RefSeq names its product vesicular glutamate transporter 3-like. Gene Ontology annotation, molecular function: transmembrane transporter activity. Bases 186 to 1715 code for a protein of 509 amino acids. The record is from RefSeq and is a predicted model, not a curated record. The transcript is spliced from 10 exons. NCBI's taxonomy places the organism in Eukaryota, Metazoa, Arthropoda, Insecta, Hemiptera, Pseudococcidae. Gene Ontology annotation, biological process: transmembrane transport; monoatomic anion transport. Gene Ontology annotation, cellular component: membrane.
CGCGUGCGCCAACCAAGCCGAACGGCAUCCGUCUAGAUAGCAAAGUGCACUAGCCCAACUUGGUACAGGUUUUUGGUGUUCAUUUGAAUUUUUAUGUUUUCCUUCGGUGAUGCUUUCGAUACAAAUGAUUCUCAUUUCACAUUUGAAGUUUUGCGAGGGUCGAGUGCAGGAUAUCAUAAAUUUAAAUGGUUUAUUCGGCUUUGAAUGAAAACAUCGUUACGAUUGAUCAAGACGCCGGAAUAUAUCCAGACAAGCUGGAGCAGUAUCAGCAUCGAGAUGAGGAGAAAAAAGAAAUAUUCGUCAAUCACAUACCAUCGAUAUGGUUAUCGAAACGAUUUUACACCACGGCUGUGAUAUUUCUAUGCUAUAUGAAUUUGGGCAUGAUUAUAUCGAACAUAAAUAUCGCCGUUGUCGAGAUGACUUCUCCCAAAAACAUAAGUGUGGGGAAUAUUACAAUAACCAAACCAGCUGAAUUCCAAUGGGAUCCAUCAACCGUUGGUAUUGUUUCCAGCAUCAUCUCAUACGGAGGUUUAUUCUCAAUCGGCGGUGGAUAUUUUGUAAAUAAACUAGGAGGUUCCGUGAGCGGCGCAGUCGUCCUUAUGAUUUGUGGAGUCUUGACUUUACUCCAACCAUCCACCUUGUACAUGGAUUACCGGAUAUUUUUGUCCUUUCGACUGCUGACUGGAUUUUUUGCGAACUGUUUCUUCAUUAGCAGCGCCGAAAUAUUCUCACGAUGGUUUCCAAGGAGAGAACGAUCUACCCUGAUAUCUUUCUGCAGCAACGGCGGCAACGUAGGCAUGACCGUAAUGUAUCCUUUAUUCGGAUUAAUAGCUGAUCGACUAGGAUGGCAAAUGGUAUUUUACACUUCAGGCUUUAUAUCUUUGGCUAUUGGUUGGCUUUGUCUGACUGUCGUUACAAAUCUACCUUCUCAAGACAAAUGGAUUAGCCAAGAAGAACUCACUUAUAUUCUCAAUGAAACUUAUGACGAUUCACGGAAACGUUAUCAAACUUCUCAUCCAUACAAGAAAAUUCUCUUAUCACCGGCAGUAUGGGCCAUAUGUUUGGGUGAUUCUACGAUGUUAUGGGUACAAACUAUUGUUAGUGGAUGUUUACCUUUAUAUGCCAAAGAUUCGACGGGUAGGAGUACUGAUGAAAUAGGCAUGCUUUCUUCAGUUCCUGUGGCUGUGACGAUUAUUCUGUAUCCACUUUCGGGUACCAUAAUUGACUAUUGGAAAAACCAUCAUACUCACGUCAAACCAACCCGAAUGGAUAAAACGAUAAUCGGUUCUGCGUUCCUGUCCAUGAGCCUUUUUUUUCUGGGGUGCGCAAUUUUCUCAAAUUUCACGAUCUCUAUGGUGUUUUUUGUUACAAUUCAGAUCACCAAAUCUAUCGUACAACCAGUUCUCGAACCAAACGUAGUCAAUAUCGCUCCGAAUGACUCCAGCAUUGUUGCCGGAUUGACCAAACUUUGUUCUUGCAGCAGUACAAUUAUUUCCAGAACAUUAACCGGUUUCAUGACAAUUAAUCAUACCACUCAAGAAUGGAACAACUGCUUUCUUUUGGCAGCCGGUGUGUUAAUUAUCGGCGCUGUGACAUUCGUUAAAUACGGAUCUAGUGAGCCACAAACGUGGUCUUUAUCGUCGAAUACCAAAGAAAAAGAACAAUUAGUAGAAGACGAGUCCCGUUAUCUGUUGGGCCCUAAUCAUCAAAAAUAAUUUUAAACCAAUAAUUACCCACCAUUAGCCUUAUACUUAGCAUAAGCAUUUAUACAGUUCCUUUCGUUUUCGAAUAAAAAGUACAAUUUUGUUAUCGUAUAAUAA